CCGGGCUCUGUCUAAUCAUGACGCGUUGACAGCGCGCGGUGAGAGCCGAAAACCAGGUACUGAGCGCAGGGCUGAUAACCGGGCUCCGUCUCAUCAUGACGAGGUAGGACCUGCGUCGUCACUGUGCCAAUAAGGAUGGAGGGGGCUGAAACUGCUAUUGAGGUCAAUCUAAGCUGCUCCAUCUGCAUUGAGGUUCUGCGAGACCCAAAGACACUGCAGUGUCUCCACAACUUCUGUUCCACGUGUCUCCAGAAGUAUCUUGAUUCAUCAACACGUCACAACCCCCGUGUGUCCGGCAUUGCAUGUCCCAUCUGCAAAGAAGAGACCCAGGUCGCUGACCCUUCUCGGCCAGUGAGCCAGUGGGUGAACCAGCUCCGCACCAACUGCAGCAUCAGGAACACCAUCGAGGAGGGCCUGCACACGCCUGCCAACAAAGAUUGUGACAUCUGCAGAGAUGAUGACAGGGCAGUCCAAGCAGAGUUUCAAUGUUCAACAUGUCAGCUCACGUUCUGCCAGUCCUGUCACCGUGUCCACAGAAGGAUCCCUACAUGCGAAAACCAUACAGUGAGAAGAAUAGCCACCAGCCCUCCUCUCAAGCAUGAAUGUUAUAACAUUAACAUCAACCUGAAAAAGAAUGCGUCAUCAAGUCAAAGAAAGAAAAUGUCCAUGAGAGUUCGAAAUGAAAUAAAAUCCAAAAUUGAUGUCAUUUAUCACAGAGGCAUGGAGAACAUCAAGCAGAAGAAGGAGAAGUUAACAGAGGAUACUGAUGCUGUAAUAGAUGAAGUGUUGGAGAAAUUUGAUACAUCCUAUCCAGUACCUGCUAAUGCAGAGAGUGAUUACAGCUCCUCUGAAGAUUCCGGUGAAGAGGACAGCGAAAAGGUAGUGGUUACGAUCAAGCUGUCAUCAAAGGUGGAGACAUUUAUCAACAGCAGCUACGAAGCUUCAUUGGCAUCGGCAAGGACAACAUUCGACUUCAAGGAAGCGGAUGAUCCGAGAUUGCCCCCACCUGAUUCCGAUAUCUCUGGGAUUGAGACCAUAGAGGUUCUUGUAAACAUGGAUGAUCUGGAGGACUCGGAGUCUGAUGAAGAGGAUAAGAUGGAAGAGUUGUCUCCGAGCUAUCUGGGUACCACUGACGGUAAGAUUGAAGAUGAAGAUGAUCCUUGGAUAAAGAGCAUCCUUGUUAUGAAUUCCUUAGACAUGGAAACUAUCAUUGUGACCGAUAACAACAACAGCUGCGUCAAGUCCUUCUACACUGACGAAGGGGGAGAUCAUCAUAGCCGCUUAGAGCUGCCUGGUAAGCCAUGGGGACUCACAGAGCUUAAAAAUGAAAGGAUUGCUGUUACGUCUCCAGAACAAAAGGCUAUCUACACAAUCAGGGUCAAUCCUGAACUUGAGAUGCAGAAGGUAAUAAAAGUUGGAAAGAAAUUGUUCAGUGUUGCCACAGUGGAUGCUGAUGCAGUUGUAGCUUGUGCUCAAGAAGAGCAUCCCCCUGCCUUAUACAUCAUCAACAUGAAGGGAACCAUCCUGAAAACCAUUGCUCGUUUCAGGAAUUGUAACCUCUUGGAAUCCCCAACAUGCAUCGCAAUGUCACCUUGGGGAGAUUAUAAUUAUUUGGUUGCUGAAAAAAGGGGGAAGAUUCUGUCCAUAACCAAAGAAGGGAUUCCUGGUAUGGAAGUGGACACCGAGCUCCAGCAGCCGUUACAGUGGAUAACAUGUAGCAGCGAUGGCAAGCUGUUUAUAGUUGACAAGGAAAGCAACAAAGUUGUGUGGGUCAGGGAAGGAAAAGAUAACAUGACUGUCCUUUCAGAAGAACAUGGCAUCCUCUUCCCAAAAAGUGUCUGCCUACACAGGGGCGCCAUGUUCGUGGUGGAGCAGAGGGGGACUAUUAAGAAGUUUCAGCUCACCAAAGAAACUUGACAUAACUUUAUUAUUUCCACACUUGGACAAUAGCAAGAGAUUUACAUGAACUAACAUUCCUUUGUUGGCGGGGUAAGAUGCCAAGAUUGGUCUGAAAAUCUACAGUGGAUGUGUCUAGUGCUUAAAGCUCCAUAAGCAGUUUUCAGACCUUUUUAAUUGUUGGUUUAGAUAACCAUGUGUAUUCACAAUGAUUGGUGUUUGACGCCAUACAAUAAGGUAAUGGUUGCUGUAGAUAAGCAUGUGUGGACCAUGAGUGAGUGAGUGAGUGAGUGGGUGAGUGAGUAUAGUUUAACACUGCUUUUAGCAAUAUUCCAGCAAUAUUACGGCGGGGGACACCAGAAAUGGGCUUCACACAUUGUACCCAUGUCGGGAAUUGAACCCGGGUCUUCGGCGGGACGAUCGAACGCUCUAACCACUAGACUACCCGACGGCCCCUGUGUGGACCAGACAAAUCAGUGAUUUGCUAUUAUUAUUAUUAUGAUGAGCAGCAGUCCACUAAGUCGGAGUACAACAACAUGUAAUCAACAAAUUCACUUUGUCCGCCCACCUGAUCCAUUUUAGGGGGUGCUCGGGUAGCCUAGUGGUUAAAGCGUUCGCUCAUCACGCUGAAGACCGGGUUCGAUUCCCGACAUGGGUGCAAUGUGUGAAGCCAAUUUCUGGUGUCCCCUGCCGUGAUAUUGCUGGAAUAUUGCUAAAAGCGGCGUCAAGCCAUACCCACUCACUGAUCCAUUUUAGUGAGAUUCAUAGAAGGUGAAUACUUUUGGGCUUCCUUCUCUGUGUUAUUUAACAGAAACGUCCCUUAUGUUUUGCAGUGUGUAUUUUCUAAAGUUGUAUGAUCUUUUAACACACCAGGACUGACGAUCAAAGUGUGCUUUCAUAUGGUCGGUUUUCAAUUACAUUUGUCCAACAUUCAAAAACAACUAACUUCUCGGAAACUGGUUAAUGUUGAAAGUUGGAUUUGUCAAUGGCAUUAAUGUAAUAUAUUCGUUCCGGAUGACAAUCUUUCUUUUGUGUGUCACAGUUCCCUCUUUAAUAUGACAAUGUAUGUCUUGUGUCCUGCGCUUGCGCCAUGGAUCAUGUCAUAUGAUAUGCCAUGCCGCCAGAAUAAAAAAAACCCCUCGAUGAUACCGAGUCAUUCUGUCAUCUCUACUUGCCCGGUCAGUAUAAAACGAUUAAUACAUUG
Molecule: messenger RNA, 3100 nt
Organism: Haliotis rufescens (red abalone)
Lineage: Eukaryota; Metazoa; Mollusca; Gastropoda; Lepetellida; Haliotidae
Exons: 3
Coding region: 136-1917 (593 amino acids)
Biological process (GO): positive regulation of DNA-templated transcription
Cellular component (GO): chromatin; nucleoplasm
Molecular function (GO): metal ion binding; ubiquitin-protein transferase activity
Source: RefSeq, a predicted model, not a curated record